CCUAACGGCUCUCAGCUCUGCCCCUCCCCCCCCCCCCCCCCCGCACCUCUGUCUCUGCUUGUCAGCACCUCUUUUGAUGCUCCCCUACCCAAUGAGUUCCCCUACUCAUUUGAGUUCUCCAAUUUCUGCUUCAGUUAAUCUCCCUCUCUCUCUCCAAAACCCUCAUUUGCCCAUCUGAGGCUCUCUCUCUCUCUCUCUGAUACGCAAUCCCUCGAGGCUUCAAGAGGGCGGUUUUGCGUGCUGCAGUCUCUUAAUGUGAGAAAAAAAAAGAGAAUUUAAGACCCAGCUUUUCAGAUUCUUCAGAACGGUAGAUUUUGUAAAAAGAGGCAAAUGGGUUGUGCGCAAUCGAGAAUAGAGAAUGAGGAAGCUGUGUCGCGUUGCAAGGAGCGGAGGAACUUCAUGAAAGAAGCCGUUUCCGAGAGGAAUGCAUUCGCCGCCGGCCAUUCUGGCUACGCCGUGGCUUUGAAGAACACCGGUGCGGCACUCAGUGACUACGGCCACGGCGAGGUUGAAGCGGCCGAGACCGACCACCGGCAUCAACCCGACGAACACCAUCAUCCAAUGGGUGGGCCUGUUUCCGACGCCGCCAUGGACACCACCCUGCCUCCUCCGCCUCCACCGCCCAACUUCACGCCCAGCCCUAUCCAGCGUUCCUCGAGCAUGCCGGAGUUUCACCGGAAACCUGAUCGCAAGAAUCUGGAGCCAAUUACCAUGACUAUUCCUGAAGAUGAACCAACUGAUGGAGAUCGCGUUGGCGAAUCUGGUAAAGAUUUACAGGGGCCGACGAGGCGAAAUGGGGUUGGGGAGAUGACGCCCGAGGCGCCAUUGCCGCCGCAGACGCCGCCAGGGUUGAAGGGCAUGGCUUGGGAUUACUUCUUCAUGGUGGAUAAUAUGCCGGGACCAGCUUCGGAUGAAGGGGACGAGAUUGACGGAGAGAAUGAUGAGAAUGAGGGAGAAGAGUUCGACCAGAAGGAAAAUGCGGGAGGUGGGGGUAAUGAUUUAGAUGGAGAGAUUGAGCCGAAAACGCCGGAGAGAGUGGUUGAGAAAGUGGAGGAGACGCCGGUGAAGAAGGGGAAGCAGAUUGUUCAUGCAAAUACAGCUCCUUCAGAGUUUACAGUGCGGAAUAAUGCCGCUUCAAGUGUCAAUUUAUUGCGUAUUUUGAGAGCCAUUGACGAUUUUUUUCUCAAGGCGUCAGAGAGUGCCCAAGAGGUUUCGAAGAUGCUAGAGGCGACUCGCUUGCACUAUCACUCCAAUUUUGCAGAUAAUCGUGGGCACAUUGAUCAUUCUGCAAGGGUCAUGCGUGUUAUUACCUGGAAUCGUUCACUCAGAGGUAUGCCCAAUGGUGAAGGUGGCAAGGAUGAUUUUGAUUCAGAAGAAUAUGAGACUCAUGCCACUGUCUUGGAUAAGUUGUUAGCAUGGGAGAAGAAGCUGUAUGAUGAAGUAAAGGCAGGUGAGCUUAUGAAGCUUGAGUACCGGCGAAAGAUUGCUUUGCUGAACAAGCAGAAGAAGCGUGGUGCCAGUUCUGAAUCGCUGGAGAAAACUAAAGCAGCUGUAAGUCACUUGCAUACAAGAUACAUAGUUGACAUGCAGUCCCUUGACUCUACAGCUUCAGAAGUAAAUCAUUUACGUGAUGAUCAGUUGUACCCAAAACUUGUUGCUCUUGUUGAUGGGAUGGCCAAAAUGUGGGAAAACAUGUGCAUGCAUCAUGAUAGCCAGCUGAAUGUUGCUUCAGAGCUUAAAUCCCUGGAAAUUUCUCAUACUCCAAAGGAAACAAGCAAGCAGCACCAUGUGCAGACCCUCCAGCUUUGGAAGGUCAUCCAAGAAUGGCAUUUGCAAUUUGAAAAGCUUGUCACCCAUCAAAGACAAUAUAUCCGAGCCCUUAACGGCUGGUUGAAGUUAAAUCUCAUCCCCAUUGAAAGCAGCUUAAAAGAGAAAAUCUCAUCUCCACCAAAAAUCCAGAAUCCCCCAAUCCAAAUUCUCCUCCAUUCAUGGCAUGACUAUCUUGAAAAGUUGCCCGAUGAGAUUGCUAAAACAGCUAUUUCCUCAUUUGCUGCUGUGAUAAAAACCAUCAUUGUUCACCAGGAGGAAGAGAUGAAGCUAAAGGAGAAGUGUGAGGAAACCAGAAAGGAAUUUUUACGCAAGAAUCAGGCAUUUGAGGAGUGGUAUCAGAAGUACAUGCACCGGAGAACCCCACCCGAUGAAGCAGAUCCCGAAAGAAGUGUAGAUGCAAAUCCCACAGAUCCUGUUGCAGAGAGACAGUUUACGGUCAAGAGCUUGAAGAAGAAAUUGGAAGAGGAAGUGGAAGAUCAUGCGAGACACUGUGUACAGGUGAGAGAAAAAUCACUGGGAAGCCUCAAAACUCGUUUGCCGGAGAUCUUCAGGGCUAUGUCGGAUUAUGCCCAUGCUUGUUCUGAAACUUACCAGAGAUUGAGAUCCAUUUCGCAAAACACUAAGAGUGGUGCUCCUGCAUGACACAAUGUUUUUUGGUUCCAUUCCGUUUAUGUGAGCUUUAUGCUAGUUACUGUAACCCAGAAAGAACAUAGUUGUAAUCUGUGUUUUAAGAUAAUUUAGCUACCAUUUUUGCAUUAUAAA
This is a messenger RNA of Malania oleifera, 2592 nucleotides long. RefSeq names its product nitrate regulatory gene2 protein. The transcript is spliced from 4 exons. NCBI's taxonomy places the organism in Eukaryota, Viridiplantae, Streptophyta, Magnoliopsida, Santalales, Ximeniaceae. The record is from RefSeq and is a predicted model, not a curated record. The coding region runs from base 331 to 2472 and encodes 713 amino acids.